Lactuca sativa (garden lettuce) is the source of this 375-nucleotide messenger RNA. Lineage: Eukaryota; Viridiplantae; Streptophyta; Magnoliopsida; Asterales; Asteraceae. The record is from RefSeq and is a predicted model, not a curated record.
AUGUUCUUCAAGGCGAGAGAGAAUUCAUUAGAGACAUCAAGUCUCUUGGAAGCUUCCGGUUGGAUGGAAUUCCUCGUGCUCCACGUGGGGUCCCACAAAUUGAUGUCAAGUUUGACAUUGAUGCAAAUGGUAAAAAGAAUGGUGAAUGAAGUUGAGAAGUUUGAGAAAGAAGACAAGGAAAAAAGAGAAGCCAUAGACACAAAGAACCAAGCUGAUUCAGUGGUUUACCAGACAAAGAAACAGCUGAAAGAAUUGGGAGAGAAGGUUCCUGCUACAGUGAAAGAGAUGGUGGAGGAGAAGCUUGGGUUGCUGAAGGAGGCCAAAUCGGGUGGGUCAACACAGACCAUAAUAGAUGCCAUGGCUGCCCUAAAUUAA